AUGCAACAUCUUCUCUCUCAUUUUUAUCAUCUACUUGACAAAUGCAAUGAUUUUCUUUCUCAUUGCUAUCUUCUUGAAAAAUGCAACAUCUUCUCUCCAUUUAUCAUCUUCUUGACAAAUGCAAUCAUUUUCUCUCUCAUUGCUAUUUACUUGAAAAAAUGCAACAUCUUCUCUCCAUUUUUAUCAUCUAUUGACAAAUGCAAUGAUUUUCUCUCUCAUUGCUAUCUUCUUUUAAAAAAUGCAACAUCUUCUCUCCAUUUUAUCAUCUACUUGACAAAUGCAAUGAUUUUCUCUCAUUGCUAUCUUCUUGAAAAAUGCAACAUUUCUCUCUCCAUUUUUAUCAUCUACUUGACAAAUGCAAUGAUUUUCUCUCUCUUUGCUAUCUUCUUGAAAAAUGCAACAUCUUCUCUCUCCAUUUUUCAAAUCAUCUAUAGAUUUGACAAAUGCAAAUGA
Messenger RNA from Acanthosepion pharaonis, 453 nucleotides. NCBI's taxonomy places the organism in Eukaryota, Metazoa, Mollusca, Cephalopoda, Sepiida, Sepiidae. The record is from the annotation of a GenBank genome assembly.